Molecule: messenger RNA, 6942 nt
Organism: Oncorhynchus kisutch (coho salmon)
Lineage: Eukaryota; Metazoa; Chordata; Actinopteri; Salmoniformes; Salmonidae
Product: calmodulin-regulated spectrin-associated protein 1-B
Exons: 19
Coding region: 162-4961 (1599 amino acids)
Biological process (GO): neuron projection development; negative regulation of microtubule depolymerization; cytoplasmic microtubule organization
Cellular component (GO): microtubule minus-end
Molecular function (GO): microtubule minus-end binding; calmodulin binding; spectrin binding
Source: RefSeq, a predicted model, not a curated record
GCAGGCGCAGUGGUUAGCUACUUAUGCUAACAGAUAGACGGAUAAUUCGAUUUAUGGGAAAGCGCGGAUACAGAGGUACAUAAGGUGCUUCUCACUAAUACGUUAAAUUCUUCGACCUAAAAUGAGUCAUCAAAUUGAAGGAUAAACCGGGAAUAAUCAGGAUGGAUGUGGAUCUGUGUGGUGGUGCGGAUGGCACCCGAAGAAACAUGGAUUCAGCUGGUGAAGGGACAAUAGAGAUUGUUCCUUUGGAAAUGUACGACUCGGCCAGAGCAAAAAUAGAUGCCAACCUGCGAUGGCUGUUCGCCAAGGCAUACAGCAUUGACCACAUCCCAGAGGACCUGAGGGAUCCGUUCUACACAGACCAGUAUGACCAGGAGCACAUCAAGCCUCCCGUCCUCCAGCUGCUGCUGUCCUGUGAGCUGUACUGCCGGGUGUGUGCCCUCAUCCUGAAGGCAGACCAGGCCGCCUCGCUGCAGUCACACAUGUCAGUCAUCCAGGCCCUCAGCCGUAAAGGGAUCUACGUCAUGGAGAGUGAUGACGCCCCUGUCAGAGAUGCUGACCUCUCCUGUGUGCCCAUCAAAAUGAGUGCCCACAUGCCCAUGAUCGAUGCCCUAAUGAUGGCCUACACUGUGGAGAUGAUCAGCAUAGAGAAGGUGGUGGCCUGCGUCAAACGCUUCUCCACCUUUAGCGCCUCCAAGGAGCUGCCCUUUGACCUGGAGGACGCCAUGGUCUUCUGGAUCAACAAGGUGAACCUGAAGAUGAGGGAGAUCACAGAGAGAGAGCUGAAGGUCAAGCAGCACCCGCUGGAGUCUCCCAGUCACCAGAAGUCUGAUUUCAUGCACGCCUUGGCCCAAUGCAUGCUGGAGCCAGAGGAGCUGGAGCCCUCCAUAGUGGUGAGGUACCGCAGGGAGCACGCCUUGGGCCGCCAGCUGCCCUUCUUCCCCCUGCUGGAGGAUCUGAUGAGGGACGUGUGUGAUGGUGCCGCCCUCCUCACCGUGGUCCACUAUUACUGCCCUGACCACAUGAAGCUCCACGAUAUUUGUCUGAAGGAGGUGACCUCCAUAGCUGACAGUCUGUACAACAUCCAGCUGCUCAAGCAAUUCUCAAAUGAAUAUCUCAACAAGAGCUUCUACCUAACCAUGGAAGACAUGCUCUACUCUCCACUGGUUCUCAAGCACAAUGUGAUGGUGUUCAUCGCUGAGCUCUUCUGGUGGUUUGAGACCGUCAAGCCAGAGUUUGUCCAACCCAGGAUGGAGGAGUUCAGAGAUGCCCGAGCCAUGGCUCAGCCGAAGAGUGCCCGACCCUCAGUGCCCAUCUCCAACGCCACCAAGCGCAGCUUUCAGGUUACCCCUGGCAUCCCAGAGGCCUCUCUGUCUGUUUCUGCCCAGAGCAGCCCUGAUGGCAGGUACUCCCUGUACCCUGCUGAAGGCUCUGACCCUCUUAACAAGGGAGGUCCUGGGGAAGCCUUCAGCCCCUCCCACCCACUCCUCCCCCUAAGGCAGAGACAGCAGCAGGGAGAGGAUGGAUCAGGCAUCAGAAACCGCUCCAACUCCUUGGAGAACAAACAUCCACGAGGCUCAGUGCAGGCCUGGUCUGACAGGAGACAGAGGCCGACGUCUACGCUCAACCCGUACACUUUUGGCAUCUCAGCCACUGACAGCGAUGCUGACAUUGCCUCUGGUGACAGUGUGAGUCUGGCCCGCUCCAUCAGUAAAGACAGUCUGGCCUCUAACAUAGCCAACCUCACCCCCAAACACCAGGUUCUCACCCCCCAGGGUCACGCCCAGGUAGGCCGUGCCCCUGUCAGCCCCGCCCCCCGCCGAGUCAACGGUCACGGCCUUCUGGGAAACGUCAAUAUGGAGGAGGCACUUGUGGCCAUGAGGACAGACGGGUCAGCCUCUCUUCCCAGUCAGGGAGAGGCGACGCAGCAAACUGCUGGGGCCGAGCCCAAGGAUUGUUCUUAUUUAGAACCUCUGAUGCCUGCUGUGUUGAAAUCGUCUAAAGAGAAGUCUGUAUACCUGAACAAGGAGGAGGAGAGCGGGGAGGUGGGUCGAUCGCGGGGAGGGGGUUCUAUCCGGAGAGUAGAAGGGGGACCUGAACUUGUGGCAUCGGCCAGGAGGAAAACCCCCACCACCCUAAACCGGACCUACACUCCCACCUCUAGUGGGGAGUUUGACUUGUCUACUGAGAUCUCACUGGCUGGGCCACUCCAGGGACAGGGGGCCUUCAAUCCCAUGGACACAAGCAGUGUGGACCCCGACUCCAGAGUUCCAGCAGGUGGCUUCUACCUCCACUCUGACAGCGAAGACCAGAAGCCUUGGCAGGAGCCAGACCUGGACGAGGCUCAUGAUGAAGACCUUGAUGAAGCCCUCACCACCAAGGACCCAACUAGGCCUAGGAAGACCUUUGACGAGGAGGAGGAGUCAGCCAAGCUUAUGGAGGACCUGAAGGUGAAAGAAAAGAGGGACAAGGACAAAGGGGAUGAUUGUAGUAGCGGUCGCUCGAGCCCCUGUCUCAGCACCCACUCCCAGGCCAGCAGCCUAGCCAGCGGCAGCGUACGCAUGACCAGCUUCGCUGAGCGCAAGGCCCAGCAGCGCUUUGGCAGCAGCCAGGACCUGCGAACCAGUGCCUCCAGCUCCCAAAGGACCACCCCGGAUGGCUCUGAGUGCAGCGGGCCCCUGUCCCUGCCCACCUCCCGGAGGCUGAAGAUGGACCAGAGCCCCUCCAUGCCCCAGGGGGGGCGGGGAGACGGGGGGACCAACAUGCUGGCUUCUGAGCUGGUUCAGCUCCACAUGCAGCUAGAGGAGAAGAGGAAGGCCAUUGAGCACCAGAAGAAGAAGAUGGAGAUGCUGUCAGCCAGGCAGAGACAGAAGCUGGGCAAGGCAGCCUUUCUGCACAUUGUCAAGAAGGGCAAGAGCGACACCCUGCCCCACCCGCUCAAAACAAACUACUGCAAAGAAGAACUCAAUGGGGACAAAGGGGGAAGCUCAAAAGACGACUCUUGCGUGGACGCUCUGAGUGGGGCCACAGAGACUGAGUCUGCCACCUCGCCGGUCCCAGAUGCCUUAGAGACGGUGGACAAGAAGGGCAGCUGUAGUCCUGGUCUGCUGCUGGAUGAAGAGCUGGACUUGGAUGAGUGUAACCGCUCCAUUGAGAUGCUGAAUGACGCCAUCGGCAGCAUCCAGCAGCAGAUGAUGCAGCUUUCCCUCCAGCAGGACCUGCUGAUGAAACAGAACGUACAGUCCCCUCCCAGGGUCCCGUCUCCCUGCUCAGUCAAUGAGAAGACCAGCGGAUCUGAACCUAAGGCCCGACCUGCCGUCCACUUUGUGGAUUUGGGCAGCGGCGCACCAACCACCGGCACCGCUCCAUCCAGGAAACCCCCCAAGCUGAGUUCGGCCCGUGGCCCCAGGACCAAGACCUCAGAGCUGAAGCUGGCCAAAGAGCACGGCAGGCCGGGCCUGGCAUCAAGCAGGGCUAUCACCCCCCCCCACAGCCUGGAGACCCUGCCUCACCUGAGGCAGUUUCCUGGGGGCAGGUCCCCCAGGGCGGACCACCCCGACGUCAGCUCCAAAACCCCAUCUGCAGGUGGAGAGACAAUCAGUGGGCAGGACAAGCCUGGACGUCGUGCCACCUUCAGGCUCCACGACGAGGCUAACCUGCGCACAGCGGCCCAUAUCGAACCAGUGGUCGUCACCCCAGAAGUGUCCUUUGAGCCGUGCCUGUCCAGUACCCUGAGGGAGGGGGAGCUGAACUCCUCCGACGGCUCGGGGAAGGAGAACAUCCCCUUGGAGGAAGUGUCGAGGAGCAAAGCCCCCCUGAUCGAGGUGGACCUGUCAGACCUGAAGGACCCAGAGGAGAUGGAGGGAGACGGGGGGCAGGACAGCACCAUGGAUGGGGAGGAAGGGGAACAGAAGUCUGGCCUGGGAUUCUUCUUCAAGGAUGAACAGAAGGCAGAGGAUGAACUGGCUAAGAAGAGAGCAGCUUUUCUCAUAAGGCAGCAGAAGAAGGCUGAGGAGACCCGGCUACGAAAAAUGCAGCUGGAGGCUGAGACUGAACAGAAACGGGAAGAGGCCAGGCGGAAGGCGGAGGAGGACCGGAUGAGGAAGGAGGAGGAGAAGGCCCGUAGGGAGCUCAUCAAGGAGCAGUACCUGAGGAGGAAGCAGCAGGAGUUGAUGGAGGAACAGGGCCUGGGCAGCCCCGCCAAACCCAAGACUGCUAAGCCCAAGCCCAAGAAACUCAGUCACCAGACUCACAGACCCAAGUCUGCGUUCAGCAGAGAGGAGAUCUCUAGCGACACCUUCUCCUCCAAGGGCUCUUCUUCCACACCUGACAACCUGAGCAGUGUCCAGUCAGGCUCCAGUCUCUCCCUGGCCUCUGCUGCCACCACCGAGGCAGACAGCGUCAACUCUGGAGUGCCAGGCUCCCAACGGGGUGAGUCUGUGGAGUCGUUCCCAGGCCUGAGUCGGAACGCCAGUCGGAACACUGACAGAGACUGGGACAACGGAUCCACUGCGUCUUCCAUCACCUCCAUGGCAGAAUACACUGGUCCCAAGCUGUUCAGGGAGCCCAGUUCCAAGUCCAACAAGCCAAUUAUCUUCAAUGCCAUCUCCCAUUGCUGCCUCGCUGGCAAAGUCAACGAACCCCAGAAGAACACCCUUCUAGAGGAGCUGGAGAGAGUAGAUGCACACCACCUGAUGAUCCUGUUCAGGGAUGGGGGCUGCCAGUUCCGGGGGGUCUACUCCUACUUCCCAGACACGGAGGAGAUCCUCAAGCUGACCGGCACGGGCCCCAAGAGCAUUAGCAAGAAGAUGAUCGACAAGCUUUACAAGUACAGCUCGGACCGCAAGCAGUUCACUGUCAUCCCCGCUAAGACCGUGUCGGUUAGCAUAGACGCCAUCACCAUCCACAACCACCUGUGGCAGGCCAAGAGAACCACUGUGCCAAAGAAGAGUGGGAAAUAACCUGGGGAGGCCCCUGGAACUCACCCUGGGGAACCCCUCCUAGGGUCCAUUCCACCAUGCUCUGCUGGAUAGACUGCAUUGACGUCCACAGCCAAUGAAACUCCCCCUCUAUCAAGGAUGGCCAGACACGUGGCUCCUUCAGUUCACACUGUGGGGGCAUGUAUCAAUGGAUACAUGUACUGGUGGCCUGCCAGUGACAUUGUCAUCUGUCGGGAUCUCCAUGUGUUCUGUUCAGGUUGUUCGUUGAUGGAUUCAUUCGGUUCGGUUUUUCUAAAGACUAAGAGAAACGUGUCAUUUUUUCAUGUGGUGGAUGUCUUUUUACUUGAAGUAUUUAUUGUUUUGUCACUGAAAUGGUUGAGCUCCGCUGCAGCAAAAUACGCUAUGGCUUCCCUCUCUUGUUUGAGUCCAUUUGAGUGGGUGGGUGGUUCUCUCACACUAUGACCCAUUUAAACCCCCCAUCCUCCUCUCUCUUGUUGGAGGGGGUAGGUGGUUCUCAAUCUCUCCACUUCAAAAUCUGACCUGAGAUGACCAGCUUACGUUCUUUUAGGACUUCUAGGACCAGUAUUCUGCAACAAAUCAAUCUCCAGUAUAACUAGCUACCAGACAAGCAUUGCCAACUUUGCCUCUCCUGUUCUCUCUGUCCAAUGUGCUGCUCUGAACUGUCUCCUGUUUGUUACUGGGCUCCCAGACCAUCCACUGGCCUUCUAUAAGCAUCAUACUGCUACUAUCAACUGUCUAUUUAUUCAAACUCUUCUAAACUUGCGCAUUGCAGCCCGUCGUAGCACUGUCUAUCUGGGAUGUAGAAUGGUGGCGAUUGUUUUUAAACUACUCAUCUAGUCUCCGUUAGGCCUUUAAACAAGGGGGUAAAGACGUGCGGGGAACAAUAGGCUCGGGUACUCUUCGAAAUUGUCAUGAUGCUUAUUUUGUAAGUUUUUGUUAUUUUUUAAAUGGAAAACUGUGGUUGGUUAUACAGUAAUCGGCGCUGAUGUGUUAUCUUAACAUUACAUGAAUCGGUAUGGCGUACGUUAGCUAGCUAGAGCUAGUCAUUUCUCUCCACUAGGCACUACUUCCUGUAUAAAGGUGCACUCCACUCAUCACGUUUCAAAGGCUUUUAUCAUGCAAUGUACCACCUCCCUUCUACCACAUGAGGGAUCGGCUACCCACCAUGGGUGGGGUCAUUCCAUUUCAAUUCAAUCAGCUCAGGAAGUAAAAUUACAUUUGUAUUUUUGUUUACUUCCUGAAUUGACGAAAUUGACCCCAACCCUGCUAAGCAAACUUUUCUCCCCUCCCCCAGAGAGCUGCAUGCUCUUGUUCUGAAGAGUGUGUGUUCUGCUGUAACCGGUUUGAAUGACAGUAUUUAAUAUAUUCAUAAUGGGUCACUCUGUGGGACUGUGGUCUAGUUAUUUACCUACCGACCGACAUUAAAGAACAUUCCUGAAAGGUGUCAACAAAUACUGGCACCAUUUUUAUUUUUCUCUCUCUGUCCAAGUGCUUAUUAUUAGAUACCAUAUGUUGGCCUCAAGAACAACUAAGUGUUGCACGUGCACUUUACUCACUGAUUACAGAAAGUGGAAUUCAACUUUAAAAGGGCAUUCAAAAUGUAUUGCAGAAGAAAUAUGGUAUAUUUUUCAUAACUGAACUCCUGUGCACUCAAAACUGAGAAACCUUUCCUGAACUAAAACCAAACACUAAGAUUUAAGAAUGGGUGACCAGUCAACUAAAAUAACAUCCUUCACUAAUACUGCCGUCUCCAAAAAUAUAUAGAGUACUUGAUUAUAAUUUUCUGCAUUUGAUUUAUUUUUUUAUAGAUAUUUUGUAUGUUAGUGUUUUUGUCUACUAAAAUAUUAUAUUGUCAUUAAUCACUGUGUGUGUACUUCCCAUCCCUGUUCAUUUGACUAUUUCUUUGAGAUCAUACCAUCUAUUUAUUUUUAAAUGGAAGCACUGAAUACAAUUUUAAAGUUAUUAAAACACAUUUCAAUCC